Symsagittifera roscoffensis is the source of this 4548-nucleotide messenger RNA. Its product is annotated as transient receptor potential cation channel subfamily M member 8-like. Lineage: Eukaryota; Metazoa; Xenacoelomorpha; Acoela; Convolutidae. Gene Ontology annotation, cellular component: plasma membrane. The record is from RefSeq and is a predicted model, not a curated record. Gene Ontology annotation, biological process: calcium ion transmembrane transport. Gene Ontology annotation, molecular function: ligand-gated calcium channel activity.
GACGAGAUGCUGCGUCUGAUGAUGAGUGCGACCCUGAGAGACAGGCCCAAAUUCACCCAGAACUUCAUCCGCUACUCGGGGGCUUCCCUUCAGGAGUUCCUGAACGCCUCCACCCUCCUCGCCAUGUACAGACAGAGCGACCCAACAAGUAUCUUUGCACGAGUGUAUCACAAAGUGAUGGGAUCCCCGGUGGACGGAGCCCUCUUGAGGUCCAUUGGAACCUUCUUGUCCAAACUGUUGAACAACUCCUACAAUAUUGAAGUGUUCAACAACGACCAAAACAUCGGUCCCGAGCGACAUCUGUUCCUGUUUUCGCUUCUGCAACUGCAGGAACAGUCGAUGGAGUUCUACUGGAAGGAGAGUGUGGGCGGCACUGGGAGUGCCCUGCUGGCUUGUAGGUACUUGAGGGCCAUAGCACAUCACUCUGAGCUGGAUGACGAGCCAGAGGAACAGAAGAGACUGCUACAGCUGGCCACGACUUACGAGCAAAAGGCGAUCAACACCGUUGAACAGUGUUCGAAGGACAACGAGAUUCGAACCCUGAAGCUACUGACCUACAGACAGGACAUCUGGUUCCAGAGCGACCUCAUAGAAGUGGCUGACCAGAGCGACUCGACCAAGUUCAUAGCCAGCGAACACGUGCAGGAAGUGCUGGACUGGAAGUGGCUGGGAAGGAUGUCAAAAGUCAACCCAAAACUAUUGGUUUACUUGACAAUCUUCCUACCAUUCCUGGCCCUGUUCCUGAAAUUUGACGCCGACCCAGAGGCAUCCGAAAAGGAAGUGGACAAGGGUAAUGAGGUGGCAGGUGGGAAGCCCAAGCGGAAGAGGGUGAGGUGGUACAAGAAGAUCAGAUACUUCUACAGCGCCCCCCUCGUCAAAAUGCUCCUGUAUUACACGUCAUUCGUGCUGUUCGUGGUUGGAUUUGGAUAUGUAAUCCUGUAUGAACAACAGAUCAACCUGCAGCAAUUCAACCCAUUCGAGUUCAACAGCAAUGGUAACUUCGGGGAGUUUCUGGUGAUGAUCUAUGUGUUGACUCUGGUCAUAGAAGAAGUCAGACAGAUGUUUUCAUCUAGCUCAGAUCCCUUGCAGAAGAACCUUGGCGCCUACUUCGGCAGCUUCUGGAACUGGAUCGACGUCCUGGCCAUCCUGCUGUUUGUGCCAGGGGCAGUGCUGCGCUGGUUCUUCUAUGACGGCAACACUCCGAGUGAGGCGGAGGAUCUGCAGAUCGCGGCCAGGAGUCUCUACAUCUUCAGUCUGCUCAGUUUCAUGAUGCGUCUGGUGCACUGUCUCAGUCUCUCGGAGACCAUAGGCCCAAAGAUACUCAUGCUCAGCAAAAUGACUGGCGACCUGGUGUUCUUCGUUGUGAGUCUUGUGGUGUUCAUGUUCUCGUUCGGGACAGCCAUUAAUGCCUUCCUCUACCCCACAAUGGGCCGCAACAUCCCCUCAGACUCGACCUUCGUGGAACAUGUGAUCAGGAGCAUAGUGGACCACACCUACUGGCCCGCCUUCGGAGAAGUGUACCAAGUGGCGGCCGAGAUGGGCAUUCCGAGUGAUUGUGACCCGAGUGUGUCUCCGUAUGGAGGGUGUCAGUCAAGCGAGACCUAUGAGUUCCUGGCAGCCUGUGUGUAUGCAGUCUACGUCUUCCUCGUCAACUUCGUCCUUGUCAACCUCCUUGUCGCCAUGAUGGUGUACAGUUUCAACAAAACGCAGAAAGAUGCAGACGAGGAGUACAAAAUAGAGAAGUUUAGGUUCCAGAAGGAAUUCUACCACAAGCCCCCCUUGCCCCUCCCUCUCUCCCCCCUAAUAAUCAUCUACAGGGCCGUCAAUGUCCUCUACCUCAAGGCCACCAAGAAAUAUUCCAGAUGCUCUAUGGCCAUCUACGUGUGGGAGCGGCAGAAUAAGCGGGACAUGUUGGUUGUGGAGGAGGAGAGGAGGGAGAAGGAGGCUGGCACGGGACAGAGACUCUCCUCAAUUGAGGACAGACUGAACUACUUAGUGAGCAAAGUGGAGGGCAGCGAAGAGACGCGCAGGACACAGUUGAGUGUUAUGGAGAGUCUGCAGACGCUGCAGAAGAGUAUCAAUGACAUGAGUGUGUUGGUCACUGCCAUCCUGCCCCCCUCGGCAGUGCAGCAGAGUGGACCCAACAGACGCCACAACCACAAGUACAUCAAGGCACUCACCAACAUCGAACUCAGAGUGACAGGACACAGUUCAUCUAGCGAUGAUGAAGAAGAGACUUCGGGAGUGUACAGUGACCAGCCGCCCUCGUUCAUGAAGGAGAAACAGAGGCAGGGCGAGAGGGAAAGGUCACGAGAGGUCAGCCGAGAGCGGGCUCCUGUCGAAAGAGCAUCCUCGGUGAAGAGUGAGAGGAGCAACCGAGGUGGGGACCGGGAGAGGGCGCCGUCUCAGAGGAGCAAGGUGCCAAGUGACAAAUCGGGCAGCCACACCAGCAGUCGCCACUGGAGGUCCAUUGGCGUCGGCAGGACUCCCAACAACCUGAACACAGAGGAGUCCCAACUGAGCUCCUCGACUACAGACCAGGAGGAUUCUGUCUGGGAGCGAGGACCCAGAUCAGAUAGGAUGAGGAGCAACAGAUACCUUCUUGACCAGCAAGUGCCUCGGCAACCCGCACGUUACAUUACCGAACCGGGACCCGCUCCAGUUCCGACCCCUACUCCGGCACCAGAACCAGCGGGCAGGGGAGGCUACCAGAAUCUAGAUCAACAACCGCCAAACAACAACGCGGUGACAACUUUGUACGAUGAGAACCGACAGCCGAUCAUUUUGGCGAUGAAAGUUGAAGAUUCGGGCAAAGUACACAGGGGAGGUCGAGACCGGGUGGAUAGCAGCGAAGAGGAACGAAAGCGAGGGCUUCAAAGAGAGAUUGAUCUUGAACUGGAGCGAGAGAAAGAGAGGAUUCGGGAGCGUGAACGGGAGCGUGAACAAGAGAUAGAGCGUGAACGAGAAGAAGCAAGACAGCGUGAAAAAGAGAGGGAACUGCAGUUUGAACGGGAGAGGGAGGAGGCUAGAGAGAGGACGAGGGAGAGAGAGCUGGAAUUGCAGAAGAAGCAAAUCCAGUACUGUGAGGUAGAGAUUCAAACUGACGAUGAGUUUAUGAGUGGCAACGAGUCAGGCACUACUGCUGGUUCCAGCCGAGACAAGGAGGAGGAUAGAGAACGAGGAGAAGGGAGAGGCAAAGAGAAAAAGGAAAAGGACCGGAAAGAAAGGGAGAAGGACCGAGUGAAAGGGGAUGAGGAUAAAAUCCGCGACAAGGAUGCUGAUCGGAAUCGAGACCGAGUCCGCGAUAGAAGAAGGAGGUCAAGCCGGGACCGCGAUAGUGAGGUGGGAACCCGUCGUCAGAGCAGCCGACAAAAUAGCGCUUCCAGCACCGGGAGGUCUUCGAGAUCUUCGGUCACUUCGGAUCGAGACGGGGAGGGAGGUUACUCGUCAACAACAUCGGCAACUUCAGCAACCUCGAAAGAGACGGAGACGGCUCUGGCGAGGCAAGAAGCCCUGCUGGAGAAGUUGCUGCAGAGUCAAGACCAGACCAAUGAGAGCAUGAAAGAAAGGAUGGGUGAGGCGCAGGAGAAUCUGGGAAAACUGAUGAAUCAGCUGAAUGCCUCUUCCAAGAACAAACAGGAGCUGGACUCCCGACUAAAACGACUAGACAACAGGCUGGAGACGGCUCUCGGUGCAUUGGAGACUUACACAGUGGACGAAAGCAAUCGAGACAGAGUGAGAGGAGGAACUGCAAAUAGCUACGAGACGGGAUCCCUGUCAGGAGUGCCGAGACAGUCCUCCUCUCGAGGUUCCAACCGGAUGCCAGCCCCGUCCAGACACUACGGGGGGACAGAGGGGGUGCAUGACACCAUCCCCGAGGAGGCCAGAAGCAGCUACUCCAGAACAUCUUCCAGGGGCGGAGGGGGAUACACAGCCACGUAUGAGGACACUAGUCAGAUGAACAGACGCCAGACAGCACAGAAGGAGAAUGUUUCGAAUUUGCAAGGGGGUUCUGCGAUGGGAGGAGGAGGAGAAGGCGGAGUGGGUGGGGAGGGGGUGUUCCCCAACAUAGAGUACGAGAGACAGAGCAUAGUGAGCCAGAUCCCACUAGCCGACCAAGUGUCCAUCCACAGCCACAGUCUAAACACCAGUGCACGCAGAGAGGCAUCCCCACCUCCUGCCUCUGUUCAGGGUGGGGGAAGUAGACAGGGCAGUGGGAAUGGGAGGGGCUCAGCCGCCCCAUCCUCACCUCUUCCGCCCCAACAGCAGGAGGAACAGCCGAGGGAAUGGGGACAGAGUCAAGGAGACAUGGUGUGAACUGAAGAGGACAGGCGUGAACAAAGGUCAAUGACCUAUCACACAUUCCAGUUCACCAAAGAAACUUGCAAGCACGUUUGAUUCUCUCAACAAGAAUCUACGUUCUUCAACUAGCUGAAAACUAUAUACAUAAAACCACAAAAAAGUCAAACUAACAUUGUAAAUAUUUUUGAAAAUUGAUCAUCUACAUCCAAAUUUGUAUCAUUCUAACAGAAAUGUUCUUUUUCAAAA